Messenger RNA from Cercocebus atys (sooty mangabey), 1982 nucleotides. It is a transcript of the gene GSDMC, whose product is annotated as gasdermin C. The coding region runs from base 58 to 1695 and encodes 545 amino acids. Gene Ontology annotation, biological process: pyroptotic inflammatory response; defense response to bacterium. The record is from RefSeq and is a predicted model, not a curated record. The transcript is spliced from 15 exons. Gene Ontology annotation, molecular function: phosphatidylserine binding; phosphatidylinositol-4-phosphate binding; phosphatidylinositol-4,5-bisphosphate binding. NCBI's taxonomy places the organism in Eukaryota, Metazoa, Chordata, Mammalia, Primates, Cercopithecidae.
CCUGUGUAGUCCGAGUUAACAGAGCAGGAAGAAAUAACCUACAACCGGGAGGAGCCGAUGUCGAGGAUUCCACUCAAGACCAUGGUUAACUGGAAGCAGUUCUGGCCUCAGAUCAACAUGCCCUCCAUGUUUGAACGCAUUAGCAAAAAUUUGAUCAAAGAGAUUGGAAGCAAAGACUUGACACCUGUCAAAUACCUACUGAGUGCCACCAAAUUACGUCAGUUUGUUAUAUUACGAAAGAAGGAUUCUCGUUCAUCUAUUUGGGGACAAUCUGACUAUGUUCCAGUUGGAUUCUCCCUCAAUGAUAUCCUGGAGCCAAGUUCUUCAGUCCCAGAAACUGUUGUGACAGGACCGUUCCACUUCAGUGACAUUAUGAUCCAGAAGCAUAAGGCUGAUGUGAGUGUGAAUGUUGGUGUAGAAGUGAGUGUGUCAGGGGAGGCCUCUGUGGACCAUGGAUGCUCCCUUGAGUUUCAAAUUGUUACCAUCCCAUCUCCAAACCUGGAAGACUUUCAAAAAAGGAAACUGUUGGAUCCAGAGCCAUCAUUUCUGAAGGAGUGCCGGAGGAGAGGGGACAACCUGUACGUGGUGACAGAAGCUGUUGAACUGAUCAACAAUACUGUGCUGUACAAUAGCAGUGAUGUGAAUAUUUCAGGGAAAAUUUCUCUUUGGAUUACAUAUGGCAAGGGUCAAGGCCAAGGAGACAGUCUCAGAGUGAAGAAGAAGGCGCUGACUCUGCAAAAGGGCAUGGUGAUGGCUUAUAAGAGAAAACAGCUGGUUAUCAAGGAGAAAGCCAUUCUCAUCUCAGAUGAUGAUGAACAGAGAACCUUUCAAGAUGAGUACAAAAUUUCCCAGAGGCUAGUCUCCUGUGCUGCGAGGAGUGAGGAGUGGCUACCAUCAUUUCAUACUAUCUCUCCAACCCUCUUCAAUGCCUCGCCCAAAGAUAUGACGUUAAAACCAGAGCUAUUUCUGAAACCGAAAUUUUUGAGAGGGCAUUUGCCAAAAUACGAACAAGUUUGCAUUCUCCCAGUAGGUGAAUGUGAGCUUGCUGGAGGUGGUGGUGGGGAUCCCAUCCUGCACACAUGGGGAAGAAUAGAGGAACCCUUCUGGCAAAAUUUCAAGCAUCUACAAGAGGAGGUUUUCCAGAAAAUAAAGACACUGGCUCAGCUCUCAAAGGAUGUUCAGGAUGUCGUGUUCUAUAGUAUCCUGGCCAUGCUUGGAGACAGAGGGGCUCUACAGGACCUGAUGGACAUGCUGGAAUUGGACAGCUCAGGUCAUUUGGAUGGCCCUGGUGGUGCCAUCCUAAAGAAACUUCAACAGGAUUCAAACUGUGCAUGGUUUAACCCAAAGGAUCCCAUUCUUUAUCUCCUUGAAGCCAUAAUGGUGCUGAGUGACAUCCAACACGAUUUGCUGGCCUGUUCUGUGGAGAUGAGGAUCCUGCUUCAGCAACAGGAGCUGGUAAGGAGCAUCCUGGAGCCGAACUUCAGAUACCCCUGGAGCAUUCCCUUCACCCUCAAACCCGAGCUCCUUGCCCCACUCCAGAGUGAGGGUUUGGCCAUCACCUAUGGCCUGCUGGAGGAGUGUGGCCUGAGGAUGGAGCUGGAUAGCCCCAGGUCAACCUGGGAUCUAGAAGCAAAGAUGCCCCUGUCUGCCCUCUAUGGGACUCUCUCAUUGCUACAGCAGCUGGCUGAGGCCUAGGCCCUCCCUGAUGGGCAGUCAGUCCAGAGAUACUGGCCCUUGCCCAGUCUAUGCUGUGAGUGUCCUUAUGGGUGCAAGAGACAGGGCUGUGCCUCUCUGCAUUUCCAGGUGGAGUAGAGACAGUAAUGGGUAGAGACUUUAGGAAAUGUUUUGGGGUGGUGGAAUAUUCUAUAUAUUGACAAGAGUUUAUAUAUUUGUCAAAACUCCUCAAAUAGUAUGUUAAAGAUGUAAGCAUUUCACUAUGUAUAAAUUUUACUUCAAAAUAAUAAAAACAAAUACUGACUCUA